This is a messenger RNA of Dendronephthya gigantea, 740 nucleotides long. Its product is annotated as glycine-rich RNA-binding protein-like. The record is from RefSeq and is a predicted model, not a curated record. Gene Ontology annotation, molecular function: RNA binding. The coding region runs from base 119 to 529 and encodes 136 amino acids. The transcript is spliced from 4 exons. Lineage: Eukaryota; Metazoa; Cnidaria; Anthozoa; Malacalcyonacea; Nephtheidae.
CGUAACACGUGAUAUUUUACAUGCGUGUUUCAACUUCCAACAGUUCCAAGUAAAAUCUAAAUCAAAUUUAUAGUUUUGAUUGUUUCCAAAAGCUAACACCUGAAGUAUUUUACAAACUAUGGCCGAACCGCGCAAAGUACACGUCGGAAACCUUCCAUUUAAAAUAUCACAAGAGGAAAUUCGCGAAGCUUUUGAAAAAUAUGGCGCCGUUGAAGACGUCAUCAUUGUGAGUGACAGGGAUACUGGCAGACCUCGUGGUUUUGGAUUUGUCACAUUUGAAAAUGAAGAAGAUGCCAAGGAAGCCAUUAAUGGACUGGAUGAAACGGAGCUUGGUGGACGUAACAUUAGAGUGAGCGAGUCGAGACCUCGUCGGGAAGGUGGUGGUGGACGUGGUGGUGGCCGCAGUUAUGGUGAUGGUGGGUAUAGUAGAGGUGGUCGAGGUAGUUAUGGUGGUGAUAGAUAUGGUGGUGGUGGUUCUGACCGAGGAUAUGGAGGUGGUGACAGAUACAGUAGUGGUAACAGAUAUUGAAACUUUCAUAGGCUCGGGAUGACAAAAUGAUCGAAUCGUACUCAGUGAAUCUCUUGUUAUGUAUCAAUUAUGACAUUGGCCGAUCCAACAAAGAGUCAUGGCCAAUUGAUCUCUAGGUGAUCCAUGUUCGCGAGAGAAGUCUACCCGUGCAAUGAUGUCAACUUUUUUUUACUUAUUGUCAAUGUUGUCCGAUUAAAAUAUGAUUAUUGGA